Exophiala aquamarina CBS 119918 is the source of this 969-nucleotide messenger RNA. RefSeq lists its product as uncharacterized. Bases 1 to 969 code for a protein of 322 amino acids. The transcript is spliced from 2 exons. The record is from RefSeq and is a predicted model, not a curated record. NCBI's taxonomy places the organism in Eukaryota, Fungi, Ascomycota, Eurotiomycetes, Chaetothyriales, Herpotrichiellaceae. Gene Ontology annotation, biological process: neutral lipid catabolic process; piecemeal microautophagy of the nucleus; macroautophagy. Gene Ontology annotation, molecular function: glycerophospholipase activity.
AUGUCACUGGCUCAGUCAAUCACGAAGGGCAAAUCCCCAGGUCUAACUUCCAAAGAUGGUCAUUUCAGUUCAUGGCAUAAUAGUGAAGUUCCUGCCCCCGACGUAAGCGACAAGGCAACAGUUGUCAAUUUGGCGAAGAUGUGCAGCGAUGCCUAUGUGGAAGUACCGCAUCAACCUGACUGGCUCAACACCUCUCUAGGAUUCAAUCACUCAGACACGUUUGGUUGGAAGACCGACGGGCUCAGAGGGCAUGUUUUCGCAGACAAGAUGAAUGAGACCGUAAUAGUCGCCUUCAAAGGUACCUCCAUAGAUCCUCGUGACGGAUGGUCAUCCAAAGACAAGUUCAACGACAAUCAACUCUUCAGCUGUUGUUGUGCGACUCAACGGCCACCUCCAUUUUGGUAUCCCUCAGUGUGUGAUUGCCGCACAGACCCUUUCCAAUGCAAUUCUACGUGCCUCAGCCAGGAAAUCCUGCAAGAAGACCGCUACUACAUGACGGCCCUGAAAGUCUUGCAGAACGUGACAUCCUCAUACCCCAGUGCCAAUUUCUGGGUCGUAGGGCAUUCCUUAGGGGGUGCCAUGGCAAGCCUCAUUGGUCUGACUUUCAACAUCCCGGCGGUAUCCUAUGAAGCGGUUCCCGAGAGGCUUGCGGCCCAACGACUUGGUCUCGCCAUCCCUCCCUACACUGGAGCUUUCCAUAUUGGCAACAAUGCAGAUCCUGUGUACAUGGGUGCUUGCAGCGGUUACUUCUCGCUAUGCUCAAUUGCUGGCUUUGCAUUUGAGAGUCAGUGCCAUACCGGGAAACGUUGUGUCUAUGACACGGUCGGCGACAAAGGAUGGUCGUCGAGUAUUAACAACCAUCGGCUAAAUGUCGUCAUACCAGAUGUACUGGAAGCAUAUAAUACCACUCCUUCGUGUGAAGCAGACUAUGAAUGUGUGGAUUGUUAUAAUUGGGAUUUUCACGACUGA